Messenger RNA from Parnassius mnemosyne (clouded apollo), 1689 nucleotides. NCBI's taxonomy places the organism in Eukaryota, Metazoa, Arthropoda, Insecta, Lepidoptera, Papilionidae. The record is from the annotation of a GenBank genome assembly.
AUGGCUGAAGUGUCGCACGAGCGUUGGGCCAACCAGCUCGAAUAUCUACUAUCAUGCCUUGGUUACGCCGUUGGCAUUGGAAAUAUUUGGAGAUUUCCGUAUUUGUGUUAUAAAAAUGGCGGAGGUGCAUUUCUCAUACCAUACUUUUUAACGUUAUUUGUAUGCGGUAUCCCACUCGUAUACUUGGAGACUACAUUGGGACAAUUUUCAAGCGCAGGAUGUAUUUCUGUCUUCAAUAUCAAUCCUCUGUUCAAAGGAGCUGGCUAUGCCGUUGUCGUCUUAAAUAUAAUUGCAGUGACAUACUUUUCUGCUAUUAUGUCUUAUCCGUUACUUUACAUAUACCAUUCGUUUAGUUCGCCGUUGCCUUGGCAAAGUUGCGGUAAUUCAUGGAAUACUGAAAGAUGUACUGAGAUAACUGGAAAUUCUACGUUUAUAGCAUCAACGGGAUCGCUUACGACACCUGAAGACGAAUUCUUCCAUGUACGUCUACUACAAAUGUCACCAAGUAUUUAUGAGAUUGGAGGUAUCGUGUGGCCUGUAUUCUUUUGCAACUUUAUAUGUUGGAUCCUCGUUUACCUCUGCAUAUGCAAUGGUGUCAAGAGCGUCGGUAAGAUUGUUUACUUUACAGUUUUGUUCCCGUAUGUGGUGCUCUUCGCUUUAUUUAUACGCGGCGUGACAUUACCUGGGGCUGCACAAGGCAUUCUGUAUUUUAUAUUACCAGAUUGGAGCCAACUUAAGAAUCCAAAGGUAUGGGCAGAUGCUGCAACCCAAUUAUUUUACUCGCUUGGUCCAGGAUGGGGAGGUUUAAUUAGCAUGGCCAGUUUUAAUAAAUUCCACUACAAUAAUUUAAGGUCAUCAGUAAUAAUACCAAUAGUGAACAGUGGUACGAGCGUAUGGGCUGGGUUCGUCGUUUUUUCGGUGUUGGGCUUUGCGGCGGAACGUGCCGGUGUGCCAGUGGGUCAGGUUGCCACUGCCGGACCGGGGCUAGCCUUCAUCACAUAUCCAGCAGUUGUUACUUUAAUGCCUGCGCCAAACUUCUGGGCUAUAACCUUCUUUGUCAUGCUCUUUUUUCUUGGCAUCGACACAAUGUUUGUUACCAUAGAAGCCGUAAUUGCAGGAUUACUAGAUGAGUUCCCGAAAUUGCGCCCACGCAGGAAAAUAUUAACGCUUUUGACUUGUUUAGUACUCUGCUGUAUCUCAAUCAUCUGUAACACGAAGGCUGGAUUUCAUAUCAUCGGAUUGCUGGAUUCUCACGUGGCGAUCGCUUGUGUGCCAGUGGUUUGUGCUAUGGAACUCAUUGCCGCUGUGUACACAUACGGCCAAGAUAAACUAAGUAUAGACGUACUUUUCAUGACCGGACGACCACUAAGAUGUUUUUGGCUGAUUUUAUGGAGAUAUAUUCUUCCGGUGGUACUACUGGUGAUUACCAUCUAUUCAUUGCGGGGGGCCUCCGGUCUGGCGGGCUGGUGCGUUGCGCUUGCAUCCGUCAUAUGCAUUCCAAUCCACGCACUCAGAACUAUUUACAUGUCCAGAGGACCUAUUUUCGAUAGAAUACGAGAAAACUGUCGGCCUAAUUCAAAUUGGGGUCCAUCAGAAACUGAUAUCCGGCUGCGAUGGAAUUCUUUUCGCGACAAGAAAAGGCACUCCGUACCUCUAGCUAUCAUGAAUAAUGAAGCUUACAACUUAUAA